AUGGUAUUUCACAAGAACUAUGCCGAUGGAACUCCAAGACCACUGUGUCGAGGAUGGCUGCAUGGGAUGGGAGCAAUGACGUAUCUCCCUCUAGUAUGUGUUCAUUGGAACGACAUUCCCACCCCAGCAUUGCCCGCUGUCAUUGCCAUUGCCUUUGUUUUCAUAAUGUCCAGUCUGGUGCACUUGGUUCCCUGGAAGUCUGAAGCACUGCUGGAAGCCAUUACUCGAGUUGACAAAUCCUGUAUUCUGGCUGUCUGCGGGGCUUCCUUCAUGGGAUUUCAGCUAGUGGAGAGUGAAGCGUGUAAGCCGGAUUUCUUGCUGUCAGUAGGUACCGUUGCCGUGCCUGUGACAUUAGGGAUCAUCGGAGUCCUCUGUGGAUUUGGACCCAUUGUCUUUUCAAGCUGUGCCAUUGCCUUUGUUUCCAAUUUAUGGUUCCUGGGAUGGCAUGUGCAUGACAACCUAGACGCAUUCUACCACACCGUUGGUUGUCUCAUUCUCUAUGGAUCGGGACUCACACUUUAUGCUACACAAGUGGGAGGACAUCGCAAGUAUUGGGGCUACCAUGAAUGGAUGCAUCUCCUUGUCACAAUGGGGAUCCUUGUCAACAUUCGUGGAAACUGGACAUACAGUUUGUACAUGGAAGAUAUCUGCUCUGCUGCCAGUGCUGCUGUGGGUUCCAUGGUACAACCACCGGGACAUCUGUUUGCUGAUUUGGAUUGGAUGGGUAUUCAAUGA
Seminavis robusta is the source of this 735-nucleotide messenger RNA. NCBI's taxonomy places the organism in Eukaryota, Bacillariophyta, Bacillariophyceae, Naviculales, Naviculaceae. The record is from the annotation of a GenBank genome assembly.